This is a messenger RNA of Clunio marinus, 1530 nucleotides long. The record is from the annotation of a GenBank genome assembly. NCBI's taxonomy places the organism in Eukaryota, Metazoa, Arthropoda, Insecta, Diptera, Chironomidae.
UCAGAAGUUUUCUUAAGUCGUUAGAGAAAUUAUAGUUUAAAGAAUUAUGAAGAUCUCAACAAUUUUCUGCCUGGCUAUUUUUCUUGGAGGAUGUUAUUUUGUUAGUGUAGUUGCCAAUCCUAUACAAAAUAAUGUGUUUGAUCCAAAAACGGAAAUUACUGCAAAACAGUCAGGUCCUGUAGUGAACCCAGCAGUGCCUGGUAAUGAACAAGAUGAUGAUGAUGAUGACGACGAUGAUGAUAUUGUAACAGAAGACGAUGAUGAAGACUACAUAGAAUCCCUUUUUGAUGGAAUCCUCGGAGAUGAUGAUGACGAUGAUGAUGAAGACGACGAUGAUGAUGAUGAUGAAAAUCUUCCAGCUUCUUCCCAAGCCAAUCAGCAAAUAUCAUCAUCAGCAGCUUCAAUUGAUAGCCCAGUAUUAAAUGAAGUUAUUUUGCCUGGAGAUAAUUCAGAAGACCCUCAAAAUUUAAAUAACGAUGUUGAUAUAUUAAAUAAUAAUGAUGCAAAAGAUCCAUUGCAAUUAGCUCAAGAUCAAGUAGCAACUGUAAACAAUAAUAUUGACCCAGUUGGCAAUGAAGCUAUCGUGGACGAUGAAGAUGAUGAUGACGAUGAUGAUGAUGAUGAAGAUGACGAUGACGAUUUAGACGGCGAAUUGAUUGAAGCUAAGCAUUCAAGAUCUUUGGAAGAAGGAACUACAUCAAUGCCCGAUAUAUUUGUAAUCAAAUAUAACAAAUUUGUUGAUGGAAUUUUUGAAAGGAUCAAUGCCAUUUUGAAAAGAAGUUAUGAUCCAGUUAAUGUCCAUUUAACUAUGGAAGGAGCAGAGCUUAAAGCAAUUAAAAAGAAAACGAAUAAAAAGCAAAAAAAGAACAAGAAAAAUAAAAAACAACCGCCAACGGCUCGUAACGCAUUUGAAGAGAAGUUCGAGAAAAUAUCAACUAGCCCAGUAGUUGAAGCCAUUGACCAAAAUCAUAAAUCAAGAUUAAAUGGUGGUUCAAUUAGACAAAGGAACAACCAAACAAAACAAGAUAAUUUCAAAAACGCCAGAGCUACACUUUAUGGUCUUUCAUCUCUAAAAAGAAGUGGAAAUGUAAAGGUUAAUCAACUAGCUCAACAUACCACAAUAAAAAGUAAUUUUAUUCUUGGCCCUUUAAUGUUAAAAGUUGAAAAAAUUACUGGACGUAAUGAGAAACGAGAGAUAAGAAUGGCUACAGCUACAACACAUGAAAUAUAUGGAAAAAUAAACAUCAGAGUCAUUAACGGGAAAGCUUCCUUACAUUCAAUAAAAGUUCAACAACCAAAACAGGUGAAAGUUGAUGCGGCUGACAACCAUAUCCAUAAAAGACAGUAUUCUUGGGAGAAGGAGUUUAGUGUUGCACGUGCAGUAUCUCAUAAAUUAAGAAAAGUAGUGAAAAAUCUGUUUUAAUUAUUAGCUGCAAUCUAAACAAGUUAGGUAUAUCAUAUACAAAUAUAAGUCAAUAUAAGUAUAUUUACAUAUAUUAAUUAUCUAAUGCUUUCAUUGUUUUUUCUGGU